Messenger RNA from Bicyclus anynana (squinting bush brown), 1246 nucleotides. It is a transcript of the gene bou, whose product is annotated as U-scoloptoxin(05)-Er1a. The record is from RefSeq and is a predicted model, not a curated record. NCBI's taxonomy places the organism in Eukaryota, Metazoa, Arthropoda, Insecta, Lepidoptera, Nymphalidae. The transcript is spliced from 4 exons. Gene Ontology annotation, biological process: sleep; regulation of synaptic transmission, cholinergic; positive regulation of voltage-gated potassium channel activity. The coding region runs from base 159 to 713 and encodes 184 amino acids.
UAAAAAAAAUAUGCCAAUCGAAUCGAAAUUCGAAUGAAUGUUUUGAUUUUUUAAGUUUUUUAGUUCUUAAAGUUUUUUAAUCAAUCGAAUUUAUAAAUAAACUACUACUAGUACUACUACGUAUAUUGUAAAUUGAUAAUUUGACAAUAAACGAAAGCAUGAAGAAUAAAUCAAUAAUAUUUUUACUUGUAGCGGUAAAUACUCUAAAAACAGUGUACUCUAUUAGCUGUCACCAGUGUUCGGGUACAGAUUCAAAUGAGCCAUUCGAAUGCAAUGAAUUUUUAGAUUCAAAUACGCAAUUAUUACCAAGAGAUUGUGAAGGAAUUCAUGAUGCUCAGUUUUGUAUUAAACACGUUGGCAGAUUCGAAGGAUUGGCUAUAGACUGUUACCAAUGUAAUUCAUCAUCAACAAUGGAGUGUGGUGAUGGGCUUAUGAAUCUAGACGGUGGUAUUCUAACGCCUACACCUUGCAGCCAUGUGUACAAUGCACAGUAUUGCAUUAAACAAACAGGUGGCAUUGGAACAAAAAGAUUCUGUUCAUCUUUGGACUUGGGGAACUAUUGCAACUAUGUUCAACAGCCAGGUGACGUACUCGAGUACAGAACAUGCAUCUACACCUGCAGCACUGAUGGAUGUAAUGGCGCUUCAACAUUGAAAAUAUCUGCUGUGUAUUUCAUUUUGAUUUUAUUUGUGUCCAAAUGGAUAUUAUCAUAGAUUUUUUACACUUUUAUUUAAUUCGAACAUACUGAUUUGCUGCUUGCUGCAAUAAUGAACUUUCUAUGCUAGGAGAAUUAUGUAACAUUAUAAAAAUAAUUUCAAUUAGGUAUUCCAUCCUCCUAUUAAGUAAAAAUUUUUUUUGGCAGAUUAAUGAAUUUUUUUACACUGUUUUUUUUUUCAUUAACUUAGUUUUAAUAUAAUACACUUAAGUUUUGCAUUGCAAUAUAUUGCAAUGCAAAACUUAGUAUUCUACUGAAAACUUACAUUGUUCUUAAGCUAAAGGUUAUUAAUUUUUAUUGUAUUUCUAUGAAAUGCCGUCCAUUAUAAAUGAGAUACCGUCCUCUGAGAUACAGAUCUUUUUAUUUUUUAAUUAUCUUUUAGUUAUUAUAAUUUUAUAGAUAUGUUAGUUUAUGUAUAAGUGCCGUCCAUUAGUAAUAAGUAGGUAGGUACUAUUUUUUACAAAUGACCAACUGUUAAUUUUUAGAUUAAGUGAACUGAAACUGAUUACAAUACAUUUUAUAUCAAUUUAA